Messenger RNA from Lycium barbarum (goji berry), 2213 nucleotides. RefSeq lists its product as uncharacterized. NCBI's taxonomy places the organism in Eukaryota, Viridiplantae, Streptophyta, Magnoliopsida, Solanales, Solanaceae. The coding region runs from base 956 to 2131 and encodes 391 amino acids. The transcript has a single exon. Gene Ontology annotation, molecular function: protein binding. The record is from RefSeq and is a predicted model, not a curated record.
UUAUAGUAUUGCCCCAUGGGCUUCAUACAACAAGUGUUUCUAAAAAAUAAAGAAAAACUCUGAAAUGGAUUAGGUUGGAUUAGGUUGAUCGUACGGUCUGACACCCGUACGAUUGGCAGGACGUUAUCGACGCGUGGCAAUCGCGUAACGGAUCUCCCGGACCAACGGCCACGAUCAAACGGACUAACGACCAUGAUCAACUCGGCUAUGGGAAAAUCGGACCAAACGAUGUUCUUCCCCUUCCUCGGUUCGAGCACUCCCCCGAUCCAGAAAGUAAGUCUUCAUACCCGUGUUGAUUUCUUUCUUCCCUCGGCCACCGGUCUUACCGGCCUAACAUAUAUCCGACUUUUACCGUAUACAAAUAUAAGUUUUGAGUUUUCCUUCACUGAACUAUAUAAGACGGCAUGAUUCAGCUCUGAGGCUUUAUUCUAUUGUGCAUCUCUUCCUUCCACCCAAUAAAACUCUAUAAUACUUCUAUGAAUUUUUUAAAGUUUGGGUUGUCCGAUUGAGGAUUGUCCAUAUUAAGGCCCCCAUAUGGCAUUAUUUAACCCUUGGCAACCACAAUGACUACUCAAGGCACGCCUCGUAGAACUAGGACAAACUUCAUAAGAAUUUGACUUCAAAAAGAAAAAUCAUUUUAAAUAUUCACAUUAUUAGUCUCUAUGUUACCCAAUCAAGAAAAUAUUAAAUACUCCUAGGACACUAAUCUCGACCAUUCUACCACUAUGACGACAAUUCCACAUAGGAUGCCCCCUAACCUUCAUUUGUCCUCUCCACUAAGAUGUCGACUAAUCAUUAUAUUUUACAAAACAAAUGAAUAAAUUACAUGAUUAAUUAAAUUCACGGAGUCGAAGAGAUUGUCACCAUAUAAACAAAGCCAUUGAUUUCAACAAUUAAAGAUAUAGUGGCUAGGUACAAAGAAAACAUACAGCUUAUUCUUGUACAUGUAACGUUGAUGGAAAGUCAUAGGGAUUUGCCCACAAAAGCCAUCAGUUUUUGUUUACUUCCAUCAGAGCUCAUCCAAUAUAUAAUCCUUCAGCUUGCCUUGCCAGAAAUUAUCCGAUUGAAAUCUGUCAAUAAGUCCAUUUUCUCUAUUAUUUCUGAUCGUGAUUUCAUUCGCGACUACAAUCAUCAAUCAAGCUCUGCCACGUGGCUAUUCCUCUACAAGAAAAGGUGGCGUCGCGAAGCCGUACUUUACGGCUUCGCAGAUAGUUCCAACAGGUGGUUCAACAUAUUGAUUGCUGAUUUGUUGAAACAAGUGGUUCCACCAGGUGAAGAUGUCUACUUUUUGACUGCAGCUGGUAAUAUAUUCCUUUUUGCUUUGAAUAACAGACAGGAAGUUAUUUCAGUUGAUAUUAUGACUAGGAUGGUCAAAAAGAUCCCUCCAAGUCCAUUAGGUCCACGUGGUACAUCUUCGUGGCGAAGAUCCGGUAUGAAAUUACUGUCUAAUAAUUCCGAGCAUUUUCGAUUUUUUUUUGCUGAAUUACAUGAAAGUCAUCCAACUUUAUUCGAGUAUGAUUCAAGAGUUGAGAGAUGGAAAUUUACCCAGGCAAUAGAGAUUACCCAAGGCCAAGACAUGCGAGGUGAUUUUAUUUUCCUUAGUGCAUCUAAUGGACGAAAUGGAAGUGUUAUCAUAGGCGUGCGACCUCAAUGCAACAGCAGUACUCCAGUUGUUAUCCGACCAACAUUCAUCCCACGAGGGAACGACGAAGACAGAUUAGCCGUUGGAUUUAGUUGGGGGAAUGCCAUCGAUCUAUUACACGUGUACGGUGAUGGAAAUAUGAUGACUAUUAGAUCGGACAAAGUGAAUAAAACAAUUAGAAAGAUUAAGGGAAUAGAGUUAUGGGGGUUGAGCACAAAUGGGAGGUAUUGGGAAUUCGUAUCAAUGGUGCCAAAUGAGUUAAUUGAUAAAAUAAGCAAGCCAUAUGGUGCUAUGAUGGGGUGUAUGCAAAAAACUCAAUGCAUAACAAGGGCAAUUUUGAUGACCAAUCUUGAGGGUACAUGGGAAACAAUUUGGUUAAGCUAUGACAAAAAGGACUACCAGUGGGCGUGGCUUCCAUUACCUGAUUGCAACAUGAAGGGCUCAAACUUGGCUGGAGUCACAUUCUCCUCUGGUUUAACCUUGUCCUAGGAUUAUCAUAUUCUAACUGCAUUUUAAAUGUCUGGUUCAACCAUACUGGAACAGUGAAACAACACCAACCCCCCCCCCCCCC